AGGUUAUUUUUAACUGAUGUGAUAAACUUUAUGAAUCAUCAGGUUGAGAGGGAAUCGAAACGCCCCUUUGCUUCUAUGAGACGUAAAGAGUCAUAUACCGAAGUGUUUAAAAGUUUAUGGGCACAAUCUUCAAUAUAUCUAUAA
Dentiscutata erythropus is the source of this 144-nucleotide messenger RNA. The record is from the annotation of a GenBank genome assembly. Lineage: Eukaryota; Fungi; Glomeromycota; Glomeromycetes; Diversisporales; Gigasporaceae.